Messenger RNA from Medioppia subpectinata, 957 nucleotides. NCBI's taxonomy places the organism in Eukaryota, Metazoa, Arthropoda, Arachnida, Sarcoptiformes, Oppiidae. The record is from the annotation of a GenBank genome assembly.
GUAGAGGAGAGCAUAGGUAUGGAUGUGGACGAGCUCUUGAACUACAAGACCUCCACAUCGGAUGACAUUCACACCAAUGGGUCGGAUGAGCAUCAGUCCAAUGAAGCCAAGAGACCGGCGCUGAAGAGGAAAUUGAGCGAAGAGUUGGAUGAGUCGGAUGUGACCGCCGAAGCCGUUGAGGCAGAAGUGGACGAAUCGGCUCUCAAACGACUUCUCUUGCAUUUUGAACGCCGAGUGCUUAAGAAUCAAGAAUUGCGGAUCAAAUUUGGUGACAAUCCGACCAAAUUCAUGGACUCGGAGAUGGAGUUAUUCGACACAUUGCAAGAAAUGCAUGUCUUGAGUACUCAACCAGAACUCUAUCACAUUAUCGUUGACCUCAAUAUAAUCCCAACACUUCUGGGACUUCUGUCCCACGAAAACACCGACAUAUCGUGUGGUGUCGUCGCUCUCCUCCAAGAGCUCACGGAUUUGGAUGAUAUCCAAGAACUGAAUGAUGUGAGCCUUCUAUUGGAUGCCUUACUCGGCGGUCAAGUGAUCUCUCUUUUGGUGACAAAUAUGGAGAGAUUGGACGAAACGGUGAAAGAAGAAGCCGAAGGAGUUUACAAUUCAUUAGGUUUGGCACCGAUUCUAAUAUUACUGACCAUUCAUUUCUUGGUCUUUUUUAUAGGGAUUAUAGAAAAUUUGACUGAUUUUAAGCCAAACCUCAACAAUGACUGUCAAUCUCUGAUCUCUUGGACAAUGAAGCGAUUGAAAGCCAAACCAUCUUUCGAUGGCAACAAACUCUAUGCUUCAGAAAUACUAUCGAUUUUACUUCAAAGCAAUGCCGACAAUAAGAAGUUGUUGAGUGAAUGCGAUGGCGUCGACACUUUGCUUCGUGUCAUUUCGUAUUACAAAAGACACGACCCGUCGUCUAGUGAUGAACACGAAUAUAUGGAGAAUCUGUUCAACUGUUUGUGU